Messenger RNA from Raphanus sativus (radish), 974 nucleotides. Its product is annotated as jacalin-related lectin 38-like. The coding region runs from base 1 to 855 and encodes 284 amino acids. The record is from RefSeq and is a predicted model, not a curated record. The transcript is spliced from 3 exons. Gene Ontology annotation, molecular function: carbohydrate binding. Lineage: Eukaryota; Viridiplantae; Streptophyta; Magnoliopsida; Brassicales; Brassicaceae.
AUGCUCCAAUCUAUUUUUAUAUCUUAUUCUAAAAGUAGAAUUCAAAACUGUGACACAAGGAAUAUAGAGAUUUGGGUCACCAAAGAGAAGAUUAAAAAUAGGGAAGGAGAAGCUGUGGAGUGGAUGAAGUUCAUGAACGUGUCAGUUCCUGAAUGGUCGAGUUUUAAAGUAGUCUCCUUUUGGUAUCCGCCAAGCUACUUCAUCGAUGAUAAAAGUCAUAGUCUCGUGUUGUGUAGUUAUAACGAGGAGCGAAAGGCUACCAUCUACAUUGCUAAGGGAGAUAAGUUCAACGAAAUCAAAAUAAAUGAUUUGGUUGAUGAUUAUCCACGUCACCGUACAUAUUUUCCUAGUCUUGUCCAAGUUCCUACAAUCAAGACGAGCAGCAGGGGGCCUGUUGGGUCCCUCUUUACGCUCCCUAAGGGAGUAGAGGUGAGCAAUGGAGUUGGAGGAAACGAGUGGGACGAUGGCGUCUUCGACCGUAUAGAGAAAAUAUAUGUAGGAGAAAUUAACCUUGGUGGUGUCUUCCUUAAAUGUGACUACGUCAAGGAUAACAUGAAUGUAGUUGGAGUCGGUCACUGGAGCGCAAACACUCUUAUCCCAGAUCUAUAUGACAUUAAGCUUAUCGCUAAUGAUGACUACAUCGAAGCCAUCGAGGGGAGCUACACUGAGAGUCAAAUCACAUCUAUCAUGUUCCGGACGCACAAGAAAACAUCACGGCCGCUACAAUGUGGAAUGUUUAACGGAAAGCCCUUCGUGCUCCGAGGAGAAAAAGGUUCGAAGAUCAUCGGGUUUUACGGAAGAAGUUCUGGUGACCACCUAACCGCUCUCGGCAUUCACCUCUCUGCUCCCGGCUAGAUUUAUCCCAUACUAUAAAUCAUAUUUAUGCAUGUUAUUAUUUAUAUUACUUUACUUAUUUUAUUUUAUGCAUUUAUAUGAUUGUAGAUAUUGUUUUAAUUCUUGUCAAAUCAUUUUAA